GAAAGUGGCGCCGUUUUAGGGUUUCCCGAAGGAAGAUGGAAGAGAGGGGUCCCUCGGUGGACUCCGUCUACCUCCCGAUCAGGGACGCCAGGAAGUGCAUCCACGAGAGGGUGAAUAUCUUCGCUGCGGUCUCCUCGAUCGGGGCCGAGAAGAAGAGCAGGGGAACCGACUAUGUUGUGUCACUAAAGAUAAUGGAUCAGUCUUAUAUGGAACCUGGGAUUUCAGUGAAUUUUUUUGCUGAAGAUAUGACAAAGCUACCACAUGUCAGGGCAAUUGGUGAUAUUAUUAGUCUUCAGAAUGUUGAGGUGAGAAUUCACAGAGGAGAUGUUUAUUGUGUUCACAAUAAGAAGUUUUCUGCCUUCGCUCUGUUUCAAGGGAAAACAACAUCUGGCUUGAUUCAUUAUCAGAAAUCAGCGAAGUAUCAUGCUACCAAUCAUGAUGAUGAAUUUUUGUCACAAAUAAGGACAUGGUUGCUUGAUAAUCCGCCUAAAGCAGUUGGGAAAGAUGUGCCAUUGUUGCUGCGUAGGAUUAAGUUAGAUCUUGCUUUUGAUUUAGUUUGCAAGGUUCUUCAUGUUUCUGAAACUUCUAAAGGGGAUUGGAUGCUCUUUGUGUGGGAUGGAACUGAUACUCCUCCAGCAAAAUUACAGUUUGAUCUUGAGCUUCAAGGGGAAAGGCCAUGUUCUUUACAUGUUGAAGAGUUGCCUCUUACAAUAGAGGUUUUAUGCACAUUUCCUCGUGUUGGUUCAGUCUUAAGAGUAUUUGCUAGCAAGUCUUUUAAAGUGAUAACACAUCUACAUGGUGGUAAUCAGUGGGUCAAGUUAUGUAAUAUGAUCUGUGGGUUGCAUGAUGGUAUGUGGAAUGGCAUGCUGCAACCUUGUAGUGAAGUCCUUCUUUUGUCUGAUGAAGACUCGAUUGCAAGGGAACAUUUAAAGACAUAUGAUCGCCGCCUUGCAACUGCAUUGGAAAAUUAUCCUAUGACAAGCUUUCCUGCACCUUCUCAUAUUACAGUGCUGGAUUAUGAUUACAAGCCAUAUACAACUUUGAUAGAAUCCCUCAGUCAUCCAGAGGUGACACAUAAGUGCAUGUGCAUUGUGCGAGUGGUGGCAGCAUAUCCUUGGCAAGCUAAGGACCUUCGUUCCCCAGUUACGGGGCACUACCGUAUUAGAUUUACUGUGGAAGAUCCAACAGCAAGAAUUCAUGCAUACAUUUGUGGAGAAGAUGGGGUAAAAUUUUUCGAAGGAUACCCAACCACAGAAGUAUUAACCAGCAAGAUGGACAAGCUACUCGGUAUAACUGAUACUGAUGGACAAGCAGGAAGUGAUGAUGGUGUUAGAAAUCCACCAUGGGUGUGGUGCUGUUUAAAAUCUUAUUAUUUGGAUGAAAACAAUCCUCGAGGAAGCCGGAGAUAUCGGAUAUUUAGCACGACACUAGUUGGGUGAAAACAUGUUUAUUACCUACCCCAUCUCAAAAAAGAAUUGUGUUAUAAUAGCAUUUUAGACGUAUCAUGUAAAUGUUGCAACUCCCUUCACCUGGGCACGGAUGCCAAUGCCAUGUUUUGUUUGCAGUGUGGCUCCAUCACGACGUCCUUGUAUAUUUCUUGUUAGAUAUUUGUUCAAAACUCUCGAGCUUCGUGUGAAUGAAUGAAUCAUCUUCUCCCC
Messenger RNA from Musa acuminata subsp. malaccensis (wild Malaysian banana), 1658 nucleotides. RefSeq names its product protection of telomeres protein 1a. Gene Ontology annotation, biological process: regulation of telomere maintenance via telomerase; telomere capping. Gene Ontology annotation, molecular function: G-rich strand telomeric DNA binding; telomerase inhibitor activity. NCBI's taxonomy places the organism in Eukaryota, Viridiplantae, Streptophyta, Magnoliopsida, Zingiberales, Musaceae. The record is from RefSeq and is a predicted model, not a curated record. Gene Ontology annotation, cellular component: nuclear telomere cap complex; chromosome, telomeric region.